AAAGAAAGAAGCCAUAUUUUUUAAGGCUUUCUUUCUUUCAUCAUGGCCUCUGACAUCUCGUUUGAGGAUCUCAAGAACAAUGUUGAUCUUGAAAAGAUUCCAGUUGAAGAGGUCUUUGUGCAGCUUAAAUGUACCAGACAGGGUCUAACAUCUGCAGAAGGACAGAAGAGGCUCCAGAUUUUUGGUUACAAUAAAUUAGAAGAGAAAAAAGAGUGCAAGGUCCUUAAGUUUUUGGGUUUUAUGUGGAAUCCUCUAUCAUGGGUCAUGGAGUGUGCAGCUAUCAUGGCCAUUGUAUUGGCCAAUGGAGGGGGCAAGCCACCGGAUUGGCAAGAUUUCACUGGUAUUGUAGUGUUGCUUAUCGUCAACUCAACCAUCAGUUUCAUUGAGGAAAACAAUGCAGGCAAUGCAGCAGCUGCUUUGAUGGCUGGUCUUGCACCCAAAACCAAGGUGUUGAGGGAUGGAAAAUGGGGUGAAGAAGAUGCAUCAAUUUUGGUACCUGGAGAUUUGAUUAGCAUCAAGUUGGGUGAUAUCGUCCCUGCCGAUGCCCGUCUCUUGGAGGGAGAUCCUCUCAAAAUUGACCAAGCUGCUCUCACUGGUGAAUCCUUGCCAGUCACAAGGAACCCUGGUGAUGAAGUCUUCUCUGGUUCCACCUGCAAACAAGGCGAAAUUGAAGCUGUUGUCAUUGCCACCGGUGUCAACACUUUCUUUGGCAAGGCUGCUCAUCUUGUGGACAGCACCAACAAUGUCGGUCACUUUCAACAGGUGUUGACAUCUAUUGGCAACUUUUGUAUCUGCUCAAUUGCUGUGGGGAUGGUGAUAGAGAUCAUUGUCAUGUACCCCAUCCAGCAUAGGUCUUAUAGAGAUGGCAUUGAUAACUUAUUGGUGCUUCUCAUUGGUGGUAUUCCAAUUGCCAUGCCUACUGUCUUGUCUGUGACCAUGGCAAUUGGGUCUCACCGUUUGUCCGAACAAGGAGCCAUCACCAAGAGAAUGACAGCCAUUGAAGAAAUGGCAGGGAUGGAUGUUCUUUGCAGUGACAAAACUGGAACUCUCACCCUUAAUAAGCUUACUGUGGAUAAGAACUUGAUUGAGGUCUUUCCCAGGGGCAUGGACAAGGACACCCUUGUCCUAUAUGCAGCUAGAGCUUCAAGGACUGAAAACCAGGAUGCCAUUGAUUCAUCAAUUGUGGGAAUGUUAAGUGACCCCAAGGAGGCAAGAGCAGGAAUCACCGAGGUGCAUUUCUUGCCUUUUAAUCCUGUGGACAAGCGCACUGCUAUUACCUUCAUUGACAGCAAUGGUGACUGGCACAGAAGCAGCAAAGGUGCUCCUGAGCAAAUCAUUGAACUCUGUGGCCUUAAAGGAGAGGUCUUGAAAAGGACACACAAGGUUAUUGAUGAAUAUGCUGACCGCGGUCUGCGUUCCUUAGGUGUUGCUCGCCAGAGUGUUCCAGAAAAGACGAAGGAGAGUGCUGGAGAUCCAUGGGAGUUUUUGGGUCUGCUACCUCUCUUUGAUCCUCCAAGGCAUGAUAGUGCCGAGACCAUUCGUCGUGCUAUUGAACUUGGAGUCAAUGUUAAAAUGAUCACCGGUGACCAACUUGCCAUUGGCAAAGAAACCGGUCGCAGACUUGGAAUGGGCACCAACAUGUACCCUUCAUCCUCCCUCCUUGGUGAUUCCUCGGACGCAGCCCUCUCUUCAAUCACAGUUGAUGAACUCAUUGAGAAGGCUGAUGGAUUUGCCGGAGUCUUCCCUGAGCACAAGUACGAGAUUGUAAAGAGGUUGCAGGACAGAAAGCACAUUUGUGGCAUGACAGGAGAUGGUGUGAACGACGCACCAGCACUGAAGAAGGCAGACAUCGGCAUUGCGGUGGAUGAUGCAACAGACGCAGCAAGGAGUGCCUCUGAUAUUGUUCUGACCCAACCUGGACUCAGUGUGAUCGUGAGCGCUGUGCUGACAAGCAGGGCCAUUUUCCAGAGGAUGAAGAACUACACAAUCUACGCUGUUUCCAUCACAAUCCGCGUUGUGUUUGGGUUCUUGCUCGUUGCCUUAAUAUGGAAGUUCGACUUCUCUCCCUUCAUGGUUCUCAUCAUAGCCAUCUUGAACGACGGAACCAUCAUGACCAUAUCAAAAGACAGGGUGAAACCAUCUCCUUUGCCUGAUUCAUGGAAACUUAACGAAAUCUUUGCAACAGGAAUCGUUCUUGGAGCAUACAUGGCCAUCAUGACGGCAGUCUUCUUCUACCUCGUUCAUGACACUCAUUUCUUCUCUGUAAGCAACAGCCCCAGUUUCAAUUACAUAUUACAUAUUAUAAAUAUAACAAAUGUCCAUAAACAUAAUCAUCUGAUGAAAGUGUGUUUACUCUUAUUUCAGGAUGUCUUUAAAAUACGUUCAAUUGCAGAAAGCGAGGAACAGCUUAACUCUGCUCUGUACCUUCAAGUGAGUAUCGUUAGUCAGGCACUGAUCUUUGUCACGAGAUCAAGGGGCUGGUCAUAUCUGGAACGCCCUGGCGUGAUGCUCAUCGUUGCCUUCAUUUGUGCCCAACUGGUGGCCUCUGUGAUUGCUGUGUAUGCACAUUGGGACUUUGCGAAAAUCCAUGGAGUUGGGUGGGAAUGGGUUGGAGCAAUCUGGGUCUACAGUAUCAUCACCUACAUUCCUCUUGAUAUCCUCAAAUUUCUCAUCCGCAUGGGGCUAACAAACUGUGCUUGCGACACCACGCACCCAAACAAGCCUUAGAACAAGUAUUGAAUCAUUACCUCAUUCUCCAUUUUUUUCAUUUAUGCCAUUUUUUCGGAGAAAAACCUGAAAUGCACAGGUUCUCCAGUUCGAUG
Vigna radiata var. radiata (mung bean) is the source of this 2822-nucleotide messenger RNA. RefSeq names its product ATPase 8, plasma membrane-type. Gene Ontology annotation, cellular component: plasma membrane. The transcript has 11 exons. The record is from RefSeq and is a predicted model, not a curated record. Gene Ontology annotation, molecular function: ATP binding; P-type proton-exporting transporter activity; ATP hydrolysis activity. Bases 43 to 2727 code for a protein of 894 amino acids. NCBI's taxonomy places the organism in Eukaryota, Viridiplantae, Streptophyta, Magnoliopsida, Fabales, Fabaceae. Gene Ontology annotation, biological process: regulation of intracellular pH; proton export across plasma membrane.